AUGGCCUUCACCUGCGAUCCCAAGGACCCUCGAGCACCAGAAUCCCUCAAGCGAGUCUGUCGGAACCUGCGCUGGAUCCCGUUCGUCUUCAUCCUGACCCUCAUCGCAUUCGCCUAUCUCACCGUCACCAUCUCCCUAGCUCUUCGCUAUCACCUCGCACGCAAAGGCGAAUGGUUCUCGGCCCUGCUCGAGCUGCUCUUCUCCACCACUUUGGCAGGUGGAGCGAUAUGGGGCUUCGUCGUUGCGGUAUUCAAGGACCCCGGUUCGCCGAAGGGUCGUGCUGGGGAUAGGGAGAGCUGGGCUGCCACCUCCGCGGCCGGUGCUUAUGCGCUAGAAGGGGAAGGGGAGGCGGAGGAAGCACAGUCGCUUAUGCGUGGUCAUCACAGCGAAGUGGACCACGAGGGCCAGGGUGACCGAGCGGCAUUGUUCAACGUACCCAUCCCCGGUCAGCCGCAGUACCCUGCUCGAUCCGGGCGGCAGCAGCUCGAUGACCUCCAACGCUUGCAAUCCCACAUCCCGAGUUCAGACAGUACCGCGGUGCAACGACGGUCCAACAUUUGGGUCAAGUCCUCCGGCGAGUCACGAUGGUGCAACAAGUGCGAUGCGCCCAAACCGGACCGCGCACACCACUGCAGCUCCUGCAAACGCUGCGUUCUCCGCAUGGACCACCACUGCCCCUGGCUCGCCAAUCGCUGCGUAGGGCUUCGCAACCACAAGGCUUUUUUCCUCUUCAUCAGCUAUACUGCGCUCUUCUGCGUCUAUUGCUGCCAAGAGACCGCCCGGGCGCUCCUGCGGUACGUCGAGUAUGAGAACAACGGCUUUGAAGGCAGUCCCAUCUCGUGGGCUGUAGUUAUGUUUUUAGGGUUCAUCUUUGGUGCAAGCCUGGUCCCGUUCGCAGGAUACCAUGCUUGGUUGAUCUGCAAGAACAGGACGACGAUCGAAAGCAUGGAAGGAUCUGGCAGGAUCAGGCUGCGCGUGAAGAGGGACCACGCUAGGCCGAGAGUGGAAGAUCGACUCAGGGGUAUCGUAAGGUCUUCGUUGGAUGCACAAGAUCGCUACGGUAACGGUCACGCUCGCAGUGGCGGUAGAGACGGAGGUGGAAACAAAGGCGGUUGGCGAUCCGACGAGCAUCUUACAAGAGACGAACGACGAGCACUGAAAAAGGCGAGCAAGCUCAACGUCUACGACGUGGGCUCUUCAGGCAACUGGCGCCAGGUGAUGGGGGACAAGUGGUAUCUUUGGUUUGUACCCGUCGGCGACCCUCUGUCGGACGGGUUCGGCUUUCUGGUCCAAACACGCACGCUGCAAAAGUUGGAAGAGAUCACCGCUUCCAUCCGCGUCCGCGAUGAACAGCGCUCUGCACUCGAUCGCCGAAGGCAUCCAGCAGAAGACUACCGGGAGGAGGAAGAGGAGGACGAGGACGACUCGGUGUAUGGUGACGCUGCAUCGGCGACUCGAUUUGGGUACGCUGAAGGCUCGAGCAGGCAAGAAGGGUCUGAAACGCAGCGCGAGACAGGACUGGAAAGACAGCCAGGGCACAAGUUCAAAGGUGCACACGGGCAGAUGGAGUGGGGCGAAGCGCCGAAGAAGAGCUUUGUGCUGUUUGGCGUGGAGGACGAGGACGAGAAUGCCUAG
This is a messenger RNA of Sporisorium graminicola, 1635 nucleotides long. RefSeq lists its product as uncharacterized. Gene Ontology annotation, cellular component: endoplasmic reticulum; Golgi apparatus. Gene Ontology annotation, molecular function: protein-cysteine S-palmitoyltransferase activity. NCBI's taxonomy places the organism in Eukaryota, Fungi, Basidiomycota, Ustilaginomycetes, Ustilaginales, Ustilaginaceae. Gene Ontology annotation, biological process: protein targeting to membrane; peptidyl-L-cysteine S-palmitoylation. Bases 1 to 1635 code for a protein of 544 amino acids. The transcript has a single exon. The record is from RefSeq and is a predicted model, not a curated record.